Molecule: messenger RNA, 720 nt
Organism: Danaus chrysippus (African queen)
Lineage: Eukaryota; Metazoa; Arthropoda; Insecta; Lepidoptera; Nymphalidae
Source: the annotation of a GenBank genome assembly
AUGGCAAGAGUGGAAGAUAUACUGGAAGUUCAUAAAAACAUAGCAGAAUCGCUCGGUAAUAGGAUGGCAGAAUUCGAAAAACAACUGAAAUCCACAAGUAGCACUGAAGGUAAUAGGAACAGUCUUGAUAAACUUGCAAGUGAGUUUAAAGAGUUUAAGGCCUCAGUGUGGAACAUCCUGGACCUCCUAAGGACACUUGUCACUAAUUUAUCUUCACAAAUUGAUGACAUCGACAACUGCAUGCUCUGCUGUUUGGUGGUAUUCAGGAGGCUGAAGCCAGGUGUGAUCCAGUACUGCCAUCGUAUAGGAAGUAAGUCUGAGUGGGCUCCUCGACCCAUUGUCGUUCGAUUUAAUGACUUAAAGGUUAAAAGUCUCAUUUGGAGUAAUAAAAAGAAAUUGAAAUCGUCUCCAGUUGUGCUGAGUGAAUUCUUGACUAAGGUUUGUCAAUCUCUCUUUACAAAAGCAAGGAAAAGAUUUGGCAUAACUAACACCUGGACCCUUAAUGGUAACAUAUAUAUCAAAUUGCCAAAUAACGAACGCAGGCGUGUCACAACUCAGGAAGAUUUUGAUGAAUGCUUAAAGAUGUUCCCCAGUCCCUCGCCCUCAUCACACUCCGUUGUCAAGCCUGCCAGCUCUGCGCUGCCUCGAGUCAGCCCUUCAGGUCUUCCUGACGCCAGCAAAAAGCCACUUACGCGACGAAAUUUGGUCAAGAAGCAAUAG